AUGCCUUCACCAACUGAAAACAACAAUAGUGUAGUCACUCCGAGCAAGAAUGCAGGUCGUCCCGACGCGAGUCCGCAUGAUGCUGUCAUUCCAGUGAACGACACAACAACAGCUCCACUUCCUCCGACCAACAACAAAUUCACGGAUCGCGAAGUGUCGACCAUCGCUCGUAUUGUAUGGAACGAAGAUCCUGCAACAGCCGCGAUGGCGACGGAGCUCCAAGGAGUUUUUACUGUCAUGCAAUUGAGUAAACUUUCUGAUUUUGAGGGACAAGAUGCAACCGAAUUAAUUGGAUUUGCUGGCAUUCCAAGACCUGGCGGUACGAUUGGACCCAUCCAAUCAAAGCGCCUUAAGGAUUUCUUUGAUUAUGCGACCGCUCCUUCUGCGAGUCUCCCUCCGGACCUUACCUACACAAAAAUUCGAACCGUUCUUGAAGCACGAGCCAAAGAAUUGGAAGUUGCAGUUCUAGGCUCCAUGACUGGCGAUGGAACUUCCGUCGCGCCUGCUGGUUCUGACUUCAAGUUCAAAGCCCCAGUAUGCGAUCUAUUUACUGGCGAGCCUGAGGAAUUUUGGGGUUGGUGGGAUUCUGUUCUAUUGGCGUUCGGUCAGUCUGGCAUUUCUGAAGCUUUGACUGACCCAGAAUACCACAACAAGAGUGACAGUGCUGCCAAAGCGUCUAGCGCUGGAUGGUAUGCCAUUGCGAAAAGCCUCCAAGGCGGUCAUGCCAAUUGGAUGUCUGGUGAGGUCAGCCGACACACCAACCGCAAAGUUGCUAAUGAUUUCUAUAAGAAACUAAUGAAGACAUUUAAUACUGAAGAGUACCAAGCACAUUUCAUGGUGCAUGCAAUCGACAGUUUGAAUGAGAUCAAGUUGGAUCAUACCAAGCAAGUUCACGAAUUUAUCAACAAUUGGAAGCAAAUUAUCAAUCGGUUGAAUGAAAACAAGAACCAGCUUGCGACCAACCGAGAGAUUCUACGAGUAUUUUUACUUCGCGCAUUACAGUCUGAUGCCUUUGAAGAAUCAAGACAAUUUAUUCUUCGGAACCCUUUGAAGACCAUUGAUGACUACUUGGAUCAUAUCCGUAAUCGAGCCAAUUCGAUGAGGAUGCUGAGUGGCGACCCCCCAAUCCGUGAUGAUGGGGAUAUUGUCCCUGGGAUAAUCCGCCGGGCCGAAUCUCGAACCAAGACCAAGGGAUCCGACCCUCCUAAAUGGCACAUUCCAUUUUUUCCUAAUGGAUGGAAGCAAGCAUUAGGGAGGGGAGCUUUCAGGCGUUUGGAAGAAUGGCGCCGUGCGGCUCAUGGUACUAAUAAGCGUCCACGCGACCUCGAGAGGGAAUUUGAUAUGAAGAAGGUUCGUAAUAAGUCCUAUGAUCCCAACCUUGAUCAAAAAACAAAGAAAGCUCGCCGAGGAGCUAUUGACACUGAGGAAGACGACAAUUCUCAGGACGGCACCACUGAUUCCAGAUCUCACAAGUUCAGAAUUAUGACACGCGGACGUACACCAACGAAAAAGCGUGUGCUCCGCCGUACCACUUCUCCUCCGGAACCAAAUGAGCCCGUCCUGAUCACGGACAGUGGCGCCGACCAAUUUUUGGCCGGCUACAUCUGGAGAAGACUUAGUACUACGGGAAGACUGGUCGAGCUCAUGGGAGCUUUGGCAGGAAGACAUUCUGGAACAGUUUUACCGGUGGCAUCUGUCGUCGGAAAAUUGAUUGAUGCUACUGGCAAUGAAUGGUGUGCAGUCGCCAACGAAGUCCUCCACGACACGAGUCCAAACCAGCAUGAAUCCUUACUCCCUCCGGACCAAGUACGUAAUGCGGGCAAUGCAGUGGAUGAUUGCCCAUCUGACGCAAAGACGACUCGCGGGGACUUUGGAACACAAUGUUGUGUGUUUGGUUCGGGAAAAGAAAAGCACACACUCCCAUUAUUCCUUGAUGGAUUGAAGUGCUACUAUCGAAUGGAGGCCAUCACCGAUGACGAACUUACAUCUUUGCCAAGAAUUGUUCUCACUGGCGAUGCGGAAUAUGAGCCGACUAGCCGGACUACAACUCGCCGAAUGAACACGGACGAAAUUGAUUGGAAACGGACCAUGGCUUUUCCCCCUGAUGAUGUCUUGAAACAUACUCUUGAAGCGACCACUCAACUAAUACCUGUUGUUGAGGCAGAGAGUCGUGAAAUAAUGAGAGACCACUUGAAGUCAAGACUAUCUUGCCUCCGCUACCGCAGACGGCGAGAUCGAGACUAUUUGGAUACGUUCAAGGCAAAUGUAAAAUCGGUCCGCGGAUUUCAAUACUUCAACCUAUUUUGUGGUGAGAAAUCUGGCUACGACCACCCGGUUCUGAUGCAGCGCAAGAGUGAAUCUCCGGAAACACUUGAUGCCCACUUUGAACAUUGUGGAACCCCACAUACUUUGAAGUCUGACAAUGCAAAAGAAUUCAAGUCCAAGCACUUCAAACGCAAACUUCGCAAAGCACAAGUCGACGCCAAGUACACUGAACCCAAGCACCCUCAGCAGAACCUUGCCAAACUGAGAGGAGGCAGACUAAAACAUGUGGUUCAACAUAUUUUGCUAUUGACUGGAGCCCCUGCUGAAUAUUGGUGUUACUGUUUGGAAUAUGUUGCUUUUGUGAAAGCACGAACGUCAAAGAGAGUUCUUAACCAUAGAACGUCAUGGGAAGCUGAGUUUGGCGCAGUCCCUGACAUAAGCAAGUGUCGAUUCUCUUUUUGGCAAUCUGUCUGGUUUUAUACUCCUCACGGAGCGGCGCACAAUCCACUUCCGACAAUUCAAGAGGAGCCUCAACCAUUGGACAGUGUAGAGGAGUAUGAACGAGGUAUUGAAGAAGUGUAUGGACCCCCGGCUUCAAAACGACUUCGUACCGAUCCUACGUCCGACGAAGUUCUACUGCGUACUGAUCAAGAGGAGCUUCAGCCGCUCUCUGCCCAGAACCCACCAAGAGCUCCUUCCGUUCCGACUGCUGAAGUUGAGCUACCCACCGAACUGCACCCCCAAGAUCAAGAAAUGUUAGUAGCCAAUUCUACAGCUACUGUCGAUGCUACGCCUGAAGGUCCGCGGUUACCACAAAAUGGACCUGUCCUGGUGACACAAGAGGAGCCAACAAAUUCCUUCAUGACAGAGCAAGGUGAAUCUGCCUCAAUUUCUCCUGAUGGAGAGGAAGACUCAGUUCAUUCCGCCGAUGAAGCCCUUGAUGAUCACCAAGUCUCACCGGAGUCGCUCGACGUUCACCUCCGGAAUAUUGCUGGAUUGGCAGAGGAUGAAGAUCUUUUGAUUCUAUUUGUGGUCAUGAGUUUCGUGAUGGUGUACUCUUCCUGCAGAUCUUAUGGAAGACUGAUGAAACGUCGUGGGAGAAAUAUCGUGCUUGCCGCGAAGAUUUUCCUUACGAUGUCGCCAAGUACAUUUGCUCCAAGAAGAUUGGAUCCGCCUCUGGUAACCAUUCAAAUGGACCACAUCAACGAUGGGCACGUACUUUCUUGA
This is a messenger RNA of Cylindrotheca closterium, 3492 nucleotides long. The record is from the annotation of a GenBank genome assembly. NCBI's taxonomy places the organism in Eukaryota, Bacillariophyta, Bacillariophyceae, Bacillariales, Bacillariaceae.